AGCACCCCGCUUCCGGUACAAUCUGCGGUCACGUGGUAGGGCGGGGUGCUGCGCAGAAGAGCCCUCCUGCCCUGCCUCUUGCUGCUCCCUUAGGGCGGGCUCUGGCCGGACCUACUUAACAGCAUCCCCGCCCACCCCGGAAGUGGGGCGGAGCUAGUGAAGCAUCGGUGCUCAGUGGGCGGAAGUGGCUGUGGGAGGCUUUAAGGUGCUUUAAAUUCUUGCUGUCUUGGGAGUUCCCCCACCUUUCAGUUGGAGUCGAGCUCAGCGCGACAGAUGGCUGUGGACGUGAAGUCGCGAGCAAAGCGUUAUGAAAAACUGGACUUCCUCGGGGAGGGACAGUUUGCCACGGUUUACAAGGCCAGAGACAAGAACACCAACCAAAUUGUCGCCAUUAAGAAAAUCAAACUUGGACAUAGAUCAGAAGCUAAAGAUGCUCCUUGAUGCUUUUGGACAUAAAUCUAAUAUUAGCCUUGUCUUUGAUUUUAUGGAAACUGACCUAGAGGUUAUAAUAAAAGAUAACAGUCUUGUGCUGACACCAUCACACAUCAAAGCCUACAUGUUGAUGACUCUUCAAGGAUUAGAAUAUUUACAUCAACAUUGGAUUCUACAUAGGGACCUAAAACCAAACAACUUGUUGCUAGAUGAAAAUGGAGUUCUAAAACUGGCAGAUUUUGGCCUGGCCAAAUCAUUUGGGAGCCCCAAUAGAGCUUAUACACAUCAGGUUGUAACCAGGUGGUAUCGGGCCCCUGAGCUACUAUUUGGAGCUAGAAUGUAUGGUGUAGGUGUGGACAUGUGGGCUGUUGGCUGUAUAUUAGCAGAGUUGCUCCUAAGGGUUCCUUUUUUGCCAGGAGAUUCAGACCUUGAUCAACUAACAAGAAUAUUUGAAACUUUGGGCACACCAACUGAAGAGCAGUGGCCUGACAUGUGCAGUCUUCCAGAUUUCGUGACAUUUAAGAGUUUCCCUGGAAUCCCGUUACAGCAUAUCUUCAUUGCAGCAGGAGAUGACUUGCUAGAUCUUAUACAAGGCUUAUUCUUAUUUAAUCCGUGUACUCGAAUUACAGCCACACAGGCAUUGAAAACUAAGUAUUUCAGUAAUCGGCCAGGGCCAACACCUGGAUGUCAGCUGCCAAGACCAAACUGUCCAGUGGAUGCUUUAAAGGAGCAGUCCAAUCCAGCCAUGGCAACAAAACGGAAGAGAACAGAGGCCUUGGAACAAGGAGGAUUACCCAAGAAGCUAAUUUUUUAGUUACAGAGAACACUGGACAGUAUUCUACUACUGAAGGAGAUAGUGAAAAAGGCAAAAUAGUAAACAUUAAUAAAUGCUUUAAAAGAAAUUUGUAAAUAUUCUAUACAUGUAAAAUAUGUAAAACUGGGUUAUUUUAUUAAAUGUAUUUUAAAACAAACUUAAUUCUGAUUUUUCUGAUUAGAGUGCAACAGUAAGAUAAGUUUAAUUCUCUGAAAUGUAGAGUUGAAAAUGCAUUUAAGGAAUUCUUAAUAAAAAUAACUAUCAGUUAUUUUAAUGAUCUGGCCCAUAUAGCAUUACAGAUUUGUAGUAAAGGGGGUAUUAUUUAAAAAUAGAAAGAUAGUAGUAAUAUACCAAAUACCUGCUACCCUGACUUAACAUAUGUUAAUAUACUAAAUAGGAAAAAAAAAUAACAUUACAGAUAAAAUUGAGCUCCCUUUAAUACAUCAUUCCAUUUUAUUUUUUCCUUUUUACCCUCCCCAAAAGAGAAUGGCUCUCAGGAAAUGAGUUUGUCCUUCCAUGAUUUUACACUGCUAUUUUAUAAGAAUGCAUGUAGUAGUAUACAGUACUGUUUUGGGUCUCAGAAUUUCAGUGGUAGACGGUACAUCUCAUACAGCAUUUUUAUUCUUACUCAAAACUUUAAAACUUUGAAACUUAGUUCCCCAUCCUGUAGGUCAGUUACCUCUCAUGGCUCAACUGUGUUUUUUUUGCAUAGGCCAAUAUCAAGGUGUCAGUUGGACUCUGGGCUCUUCUCUGAGGCUCUAGGGAAGAAUCUGCUUCCGAAUUCAUACAGUUUAUGCCAUUUUAAUGCACAUGCCUCCUUAUCCUUGCUGGUUGUCGGCCAGGGGCCUCUCUUAGCUUCUUAAGGCAGUCCACUUGCCUUGUUGCAUGUCACUCUCCAUCUGCAAACCGGCAACAGUGUCAAAUCUGUCUGGCUUCCUCAUCUGCUGCCAAGAGAGA
Messenger RNA from Balaenoptera musculus (blue whale), 2203 nucleotides. RefSeq names its product cyclin dependent kinase 7 (gene CDK7). The record is from RefSeq and is a predicted model, not a curated record. Gene Ontology annotation, molecular function: cyclin-dependent protein serine/threonine kinase activity; RNA polymerase II CTD heptapeptide repeat kinase activity; ATP binding. The coding region runs from base 308 to 1246 and encodes 312 amino acids. The transcript has 11 exons. Gene Ontology annotation, cellular component: nucleus; transcription factor TFIIK complex; transcription factor TFIIH holo complex. NCBI's taxonomy places the organism in Eukaryota, Metazoa, Chordata, Mammalia, Artiodactyla, Balaenopteridae. Gene Ontology annotation, biological process: protein phosphorylation; positive regulation of transcription by RNA polymerase II.